CUCAUCCAUCAGACCAAGUCACUAUCCGGUGCCCAGAACUCGUGCUCAAAAUAACUCCAACGACUGCCGCUUAAAUUGUGACCUGCUCCAACAACAUCUCCAUCGACGUCCUCCCAACUACCUCCACUACACCGAGCUAUCCACCCUCUCGACUUCACCAACGUCACACCGCUCAAUCACCAAAGACCAACAACAACACCUACAAACCACCAACAAUGUCCUCCACAAUGCAAAACAUCCGCGCCAAAAUCCGCCGCAAGCUCUCCAUCCGCGAGGAUCCCAACCCAAACCUCGACGACAACUACGAAGCCGACGAUAUCGACGAAGAAACGACCGGCCACCUGCACCGCGAAAUCGAAAAAGCCGAAGCCGAAGGCCACCCUUACGGCCGUCCCGGCAGCUUCCUCAACAAGCUGAUCAUGCACGGCAACUCCAAGACGGAGAGGGAGAUUCAGGAGGCGUUGGCGAAGGAUCAGGCGGCUGAGGCGGCGGCUAAGACGGCGAUUGAGAGGGAUGCUAGUGCGAAGCGUUAGGUGUGGGGAGAGAGAGCAUGGUAUAGAAGAGAGGAUGGAUAGGAUGGACGGGACUGAGGACACUCUUUGGAAGGUUAUGGGUGGAGGGAAAGGAAAAGGAUGGGU
Zymoseptoria tritici IPO323 is the source of this 638-nucleotide messenger RNA. RefSeq lists its product as uncharacterized. The transcript has 2 exons. Lineage: Eukaryota; Fungi; Ascomycota; Dothideomycetes; Mycosphaerellales; Mycosphaerellaceae. The annotation marks the transcript as partial. The record is from RefSeq and is a predicted model, not a curated record.